AAUCUUCCACCCCAAAACCCUCACUCUAGCUCUCAGCAUGGCGGCGGCUGUAGCUCCAGCCAUCAACACCACCAUGUCUCCCCUCGUACUCUCUAAACGCUUCGUCUCUUCUACUUCUCAUCCUAGGUUACUCCUCACUCGUAGGCCUUCGGUUCGGUUCUCCCGUGCCCUCCGAGUGGUUUCACCCGGCUCAGCAGGUUCGAGCCGCUUCACACCGGUACGCUGCCGGGUGAAUCGGUCCGGCGACUCCUACUCGCCGCUCAACUCCGGCUCCAACUUCAGCGACCGGCCUCCGACCGAGAUGGCGCCGCUGUUUCCCGGCUGCGACUACGAGCACUGGCUCAUCGUCAUGGACAAGCCUGGCGGGGAGGGCGCAACUAAGCAGCAGAUGAUUGAUUGCUACAUUCAAACCCUAGCUAAAGUUGUUGGAAGUGAAGAGGAAGCAAAGAAGAAGAUUUACAAUGUUUCAUGUGAAAGAUAUUUUGGAUUCGGUUGUGAGAUUGAUGAGGAGACCUCAAAUAAGCUCGAAGGCUUGCCUGGUGUCCUGUUUGUGCUCCCAGAUUCAUACGUUGAUCCUGAAUAUAAGGACUAUGGAGCUGAGUUGUUCGUGAAUGGGGAGAUCGUACAAAGAUCUCCUGAAAGGCAGAGGAGGGUUGAACCAGCUCCCCAAAGAGCUCAAGACAGACCAAGAUACAAUGACAAAACCCGGUACGUGAGGCGAAGAGAAAACAUGCGGUGAAAUGGGAAUGAAAAAACUAACUGUAUAUUUUUGUGUUGGAUGAAAGGGAGUACAAAUUCUAUGGAGGUUGUGGGUAUUGAUCCUGGAUAAUAAUAACCGUAUUUAGGUUAACAAGUGCUGUGUACCAGUUGACCUAAUUGAAAGAUCUUAAGUUUCUAUGCGGUCCCUUUUGCCAA
This is a messenger RNA of Vitis riparia (riverbank grape), 915 nucleotides long. Its product is annotated as multiple organellar RNA editing factor 2, chloroplastic-like. Gene Ontology annotation, biological process: mitochondrial mRNA modification; cytidine to uridine editing. The coding region runs from base 38 to 739 and encodes 233 amino acids. The transcript is spliced from 4 exons. Gene Ontology annotation, cellular component: mitochondrion. The record is from RefSeq and is a predicted model, not a curated record. Lineage: Eukaryota; Viridiplantae; Streptophyta; Magnoliopsida; Vitales; Vitaceae.